AAGUUUGAAAGUUCAUCUGGCGAACAUCCGACCGGCGCAACAACAACGUUUUUUUGAUUGAUUUGUUUUUUUAGCUUUUAAAUUAUGGAUAUUUCGGAUCUUAAAUUUUACUGAGGCAACAACAAACCUUUCGCCGAAAUCUACGGAAUUCACAACAAUGUUUAAGAUGCCGGUGGAGAAGUUUUGAACAAAUCUUUUCAAGAUCUCGGACCUUGAAGACAUUAUUAGCUGAUUUGAGGAUUCAUAUCAAAUCCAGUCAUGACCAGCGUCGUGCGCUUGGUCCUUCAAAUAAUUGAAGGAACAAACUUCCAUCUGCUCGACCACAAAUCUUUCUUAGUUGUGCAAGGCAAACUGGACGGAGUUAGUUUGAAAACAGACCCAGUCCCACUUUCCUCGAAUAAUGGACCAAGAUUGGAAAUUGGCGAAGAGUUGGUCUGGAAGAUGAGCCUGAGGAACUUUAAAAGAAUUAGGCCCUCGAAAGCUCUGAUUCUCGAUUGCUUCAGCGUCACUUCUGGUGGCGAUUCCAAGAGCAUCGGCUACAUCGUCAUCAACCUCAAGUCCGUGACAGACUCUUCCCAGAGUGGUUGGCGUCGUUUGCUUGGAAGCAGUGGUCCGUCACAAACUUCCCCUCAACUUUUGCUAUCCGUCUCUCUGGACGACUCGAGUAAACCCAAAAAAGUGGAGCCAAAAGUCAUGCCUUUGGAUAGAAAAGUUGAGGAAUUGAGUGGACAACCAACAGAGCUCCUCCUGAAAAAUGGAAUCACAUACAUCGGUAGUGAGAGAUUCUGCAAGGAGAGAUUUCAGUUCAGCUGCACAAUUCUGGCUGCUUCGAACCUCUCAUCUCUUGCCAAGUCUGCCUCAGCAAAGGUGCAGCUCCAACUGCUGAAGCAAACACUUGAAACCAACGUUUUUGAUCCAUCGUUUGCGCUCAACAAGACUUUCGUCUUUGACGUUUUCAGCAAGACGUCCACCCUUGUUGAGUACCUCAAUGAAAACCCUUCAGUUGACGUUUCCCUCAUGCAUGAAGAUGCAGUCGUCGCUCAAGCAAAGCACUUCCUUGUUUUGGAACUCGGAGUUCCUCUGACAACAGAAAUAGUUUUCUCCAGCCAGGACAUUGACAUUCAGCCAAAAGUGACUGUGACUUUUGUUGUGUUCCCCUUGGAGGAGCAUGAAUUCGUCAAAGAGGCAAAGAAAGAGACGGUUUUGGUUUCGCCAUCCCCAGCAUUUACUUCCGAGGCUCCCUUGCCUUUGGACGACAGCAUGGAAAUUGAGAUGACAAGUGAAUUCAGCAAGAACUUCGAAGUUGAGGAAAUAGAACAAGAGCCGACAAAAGCUAGACAUGAAAAUGGACCUGAACCUCCAGUGAAGAGGGAUCGAGUUGAAAAAGUCAACACUUACAGAGCUAGAGAAGAAAUAAGUAGUGUUCCAUUGAUGAGUGAUGCUGAAAGGAUGACGAAAGUUGUCGAAGAGCUUGAAGACUGGAAACUGAAACAGAAGAUGUUGUUCACUGCAGAGAUGAACGCCAACAAGGAAGAAUUGACUCGUGCAUGGGAGGAUCGCUUGAAUGAACGACAGAGAGAGCUUGAAUAUGAAAAAAUUAAAGCCCUUGAGAAGACCAAAGAAUUGUCAGCCACUCUGGAGGAAGAAAUUGCCAAGUUGAAGUUGAAAGACAAGGAAUUGGACAAGGAGCAGGAAAAGCUGAAAAUCUACAAGAAGCAAAUGGAGGUGAAUUUUGAAGAGCAGAAUCAAAGAUUUCGAAGCCAGGUUCAAGAUUCUGGGUCAAAACUCUCCAUCUUGGCAUACCAAAACAAGAAGCUUCAGGAAAAGGUGGAUCUCUUGGAGAACGAAUGCUCAAAGUUGCAGAAAAUUCAAAGGAGCAGUGAAUCUGCCGAGAUUUUAGAGCUCAAGGAGAAGUUGCGUGAGAUGGAGCAAAAUCUGAAAAGAGCGCAGGAGGAAAAGGCCAAGAUCACAAAAGAGUGGGUCAAGAGUCAGCGCAAAGUCAACGAGGUCAAAGAAUCAAACCUCACCAACAUCAAUCGGGAACCAUUCUUUGCUGACCAAGAAAAGGCUCGUCUGAUGAAAGAGAAAGACUCCCUGGAGAAGAUGAGACUGGAGCUGCUUCAAAUGAAACAAACUCCUCUCCAAAGGGAAGUCGUCGAUGUGAGAAAAUUGCAGGAGCAACGAGAAGCGUUGCUCAAAACUGGGCUCUACAAUGAGCAAAGUGCACUGAUCAAGGGGUUGGACGAGGCCAUCUCGAAAGCGCAGCGAGAGCGAGCAAGUGCGGAUUAAGUCUGAUUAAAAAGUUACCUGUUGAUUUUAAACUAAAAUAUGAAGUUGCUGAUAAGGUCAUUGUAUUUUAAUAAAAUUUAAUUUAAUAAUAUACAAAU
Molecule: messenger RNA, 2387 nt
Organism: Neocloeon triangulifer
Lineage: Eukaryota; Metazoa; Arthropoda; Insecta; Ephemeroptera; Baetidae
Product: RNA-binding protein 25-like
Exons: 13
Coding region: 259-2289 (676 amino acids)
Biological process (GO): interkinetic nuclear migration; positive regulation of centriole elongation; centrosome cycle
Cellular component (GO): centrosome; centriole
Source: RefSeq, a predicted model, not a curated record